Messenger RNA from Bactrocera oleae (olive fruit fly), 3510 nucleotides. NCBI's taxonomy places the organism in Eukaryota, Metazoa, Arthropoda, Insecta, Diptera, Tephritidae. The record is from RefSeq and is a predicted model, not a curated record.
UAUAUACAUUUAAAAUUUAAAGUACACUUUAAAAAUAACAGCUGAUAUUUACAGCUCUUCGCAAUGACUACUGCUAUUAACAGCAAUUUAUUGUCAGAGUACUGGAAGCAACUAACAGCUCACUGUUAAUUUUUUCGUUUUGUCGCUCGUGCAGCAUCUACGAUUUUCGAUAACAGAAUGCAAAUUACUUAUUUUCACGACAGUAAUGUGAGCAACAAAUUACCGUUAUUACUGUUAACCUGUCAACUGUUAGUUUUAAAUGGAAAAGCUGUUAAUCGCACCUACAGCGGCUGCGCACGCUUUGGCUUUAACCCAUUCGUGAGCGAGGAAGUGAUAUCGCGCUGUUUUAGCUAACAGCAUAACAGUCGGGCGGGUUGUUGUAUCAUUGGUAGUUGUUUGGUUUCGGUUUCGACUUCGGAAAAAUGUUAAGCGGAACGUCAGCGGCGCAUCCAGCCAGCGCGACGCUGCUCAAUACGGCUGAGCUAAUUUUUCAAAUACUCAUACCUCCACUUCUUGAAGCUUUUGUGCUGUCGCUAUGUAUUUUGCAUUGAUUUUUUUUUAUGUUCACAAUUUUAUUUUUUAUUUUUUUCUUCUGCUUAUCGCCGUCCAUUACUACUCGAUUUACUGCGCUGUUUUCGGCAUGUUAUUUAUUCUGCUAUAGUGGCAUGCCUAUUGUGCAUAUUGUAUUUACUAUUGUUAUUGUUGGUGUUGCUUUUCUGCUACCUGUUGACUGCUUGCGCGUUUGCGACUUCAGUUUCGCCGAUUUAAGUUUUUACUGAAACAUUUCUUACGGCGAUCAGUCACAAUUCAGCGUGCGGUGGUUAAGGCUGCUCUUCAGAGCGCAAGCAAUCGAACAAUACUCAAAUCGUGAAAAAUCUAUUGAAUACAAAUUGGUAAUUGAAAAAGCCAUAAGCAAAAAUUUACGCCUUAAAGCAAGUGUUUUGGCAAGAGGAAAUAAAUCGAUUUCGAACUUACUUAAGAAAAUCGCAAAGUGUUUUUAACGCUUGUCAUCGAGUUCUUUCGCGUGAUUUCGCCUCAAAGCGCAGUGUAUUGCCAAACUAUAUGACAUAGAGCACCGUAUGAGAGCAAAGCUAUCGAAUCAACGCAAAUUUUUUUUUGACAAUAUUUCCAAUUUUUACAACAAACGCAAAUUCAUACGGCACGUAGUCGGAACUUUGAGAAACACGUUUUUUUUCCUUUUCGCCAAAGGUUCCACCAAAAUAAAAUCGCAAAACAAACUAAGCAGUAAAAUAAAAGAAAACUUGGAAAAACAAUUCGCUUAUAUCAUAUCCUCUCUGGUCGUCGACUGUUAACGAGCGCUGCUUGCCUAUUAGUGAGAUCAUCUAUUGACCGUUACAAUAGUGUCGCUUUGACUUUAAUUCGCCUUUAUACUACUACAUCCCGCCGUUUUGUAAACAAUCACAUUGGCGCCGCCGACAAAUCUCAAUCACACGAUGGCUGUCAUCACUGAUCAUGGCAGCAGCACUGAAGAGUUGGCGCUCACAGAUCAAAAUGAGAAGAAUCUUAAGAAUAUCGGUACAGUGCCGGAGUUCUUUGCGCAUAAGAACAUUUUCAUCACUGGCGGUACCGGCUUUCUGGGCACAGUGCUGAUUGCAGAACUGCUGGAUACACACCCCGACAUUGGCACAAUAUAUGUACUGGUUAGAGGAAAGCGCAAGUUCGAUCCCAAUGAGCGUAUAAGUCGUUUGCUGGAGAAGACGAUCUUCCAAAAGUUCAAUGAGAAGUCACUCGCUAAAGUCGUACCCGUUGUUGGCGAGUUGAGUGAAGUGGAUUUCGGCUUCAACGAGGCUGUAUUAAACGAACUUAUCGAUAAGGUGAAUGUGAUCUAUCAUAGUGCGGCCACAAUCAAAUUCAAUUCACCACUACGUACGGCUAUCAAGACCAAUUUAACCGGCACAAUGCGCACAAUUGAACUGGCAAAGAAAUUGAAAAACCUCUCCGCCUAUGUUUAUCUCUCCACCGCUUUUUGCAAUAGCAACAAUCGCGGCCUAAUUGUCGAAGAAGUCUACAAAUCACAAUUUGAUCCAUACGAUAUGAUGAAAAUGGCUGAGGAUGAUGCUAAAUGGGAAGAUUUCACAGAUGAAAAAUGUAAAGAGAUCAUACGUGAUCAUCCCAAUACAUAUACAUUCACAAAGAAUUUAUCGGAGAAUUUAUUAAUGGCAGAGAUGUCGGGAUUUCCGACGGCGAUUGUGCGGCCAUCGAUUAUUUACGGCACCUGGGAGCACCCGUUGAAAGGCUGGGUCGGCAAUGCGAAUUCCGGUCAUCUCGGCUUUUUGGCCGGUUUCGUGAAGGGUAUCUUCCGCACUAUGUCCGGUCGUGCUGCCUCUGUCCUCGAUAUUAUACCAUGCGAUUUUGUGAUAAAUUCUUCAAUAGUUAUGGGCUGGUAUGCGGGCACAUAUCCAUUAAAGCAACCCGAAGUGAUACACUGUACAUCGGGCGAAGUAAACCCGCUAACACUACGUGAAUUUGGUGUUAUUAUUAAUGAGAGCGUGAAACGGCAUCCACCCAAUAAUUUUGUUUGGAAGCCAAGUGCAAAAUUGCGCAACGGUUGGCGUUACAAUGUCUUCUUUUAUCUCUUUCACGUAUUGCCCGCGCUCGCUUAUACCAUACCGGAGAAACUGUUCGGUAUUGGCAUGCCACAACAUACCGCCCUCGAAUAUAUGCGCGUCUUCCACAAGGGCACCAAAGCGUUCGACUAUUUUCUGGGCAAAGAUUUUCGCUAUUCAUUAAAGAAUGCUUUGCGCAUAAUGACGCUGAUGCAUGAGAGUGACAAAAAGCGUUAUAACUUCGAUGCUAGUACGUGCGACUGGUCCGAGUUCAUAGAUCGCUGUUUGAUCGGUUUGCGACGUUUCUACUUUAAGGAGUCGGCCGAAACCACCGACUGGCAUCGCAUGUAUUGGAAAGUUUUCAACAUCAUACACUACCUUGGCUUCUUGGUGCUCUUCCUCUUUAUCUUCGGCAUUUGCGCAUUUCUCUUCGGCCUAACCAUUGGACUGGCAUUAGCGCUGGCCAUUUGGGGUUUCCUGGUGUGGUUGUGAAUAAAAGGAGUGCAAUUUAGUCGAGCAGAAACCGCAAGCUCUUAUUUUACACACUACAAGCGAAGAAUAUUGCACUUCUUUGUUUAGGUGAAUUUUCCAAAGCCUUGUAUUUUUUAUAACAUUAUAAAUCACGUCUUAAAAGUCGUGCACUAUAUACCUAAAUAUUUGUGGGCGUCUAUUGUAGUUUAAUUGUUAAUUUUAAUGGUUUUAACUAAUGAUAACAAAAUAGUUAUGAGUACAAGUCAUUGCUAGAAGUCAAGGGAAGCAAGCAAUUUGCUUAGCAACACACAUAUAAAGAUAAAAUUUAACUAAAAAGUGUAUAUAUAAUAUGUAAACAUGGUAUAAAAAAACUUAUUUCAACUACUUUUGUUUCUUAAGUACAAAAGUUAUAGUAAAGCAAACGAAUUACUCUUAAGACCACACACAAUAAAAGAUAUUUUCUUAAAAUGUA